Molecule: messenger RNA, 2430 nt
Organism: Colletotrichum destructivum
Lineage: Eukaryota; Fungi; Ascomycota; Sordariomycetes; Glomerellales; Glomerellaceae
Product: Putative serine/threonine-protein kinase Atg1
Exons: 2
Coding region: 137-1675 (512 amino acids)
Biological process (GO): protein phosphorylation; intracellular signal transduction
Cellular component (GO): cytoplasm
Molecular function (GO): ATP binding; protein serine/threonine kinase activity
Source: RefSeq, a predicted model, not a curated record
GACACAAAGGCCGUUUCUACUUUUUUUCUUCUAUCUCUCCUAUUAUCUUCUCUACGUUCGGAUCUCGCCUUUGAGACCCAGACCCAGACCGCCAGAGAAAAAGGAUUCCCAUUUGGACCCGCAGAAAUCACAUAACAUGCAGCAUGUAUCAGGAUUUGGCUAUCCCACUCCCCCCGCUUCGCCGGUGUACGACAGCACAAAGUGCUCGAUCCAGCAGCCCAUCACAACAGCACCCCACUGCCAGGCACGAUACAUCCCGUUGACCCCGGAGGAGAGGCUAGGAAGAUUCCUCGAGGGCAAGUUGCAGUUGACGACCAUUCUGGGAACCGGCGCUUAUGGCGUCGUCUACUCAGCCGUGGAUGUCAAGACCGGAGUCCGUUAUGCCGUCAAGUGUCUCAGCAAAUUCAACCCAGACGGAACCCCAUUGGAUCGUCGACAGGUUGCCUUCCAGAACCGGGAGAUUCGUCUGCAUUACUUGGCCUCGGCCCACCCCAACGUGGUGUCGAUGCUGAAGAUUGUUGACGACCCGGACUGCAUUUAUGUUAUCUUGGAAUAUUGCCCGGAGGGUGACUUGUUUUUCAACAUCACCGAAUGUGGUCAGUAUGUUGGGAACGACGAUCUCGCCAAGAGAGUCUUCCUCCAGAUCUUGGAUGCUGUUGAGCACUGCCAUUCUCUGGGAAUCUACCACCGGGACUUGAAGCCGGAGAACAUUCUCGUGUCGGACCACGGAGAGACCGUCAAGCUUGCCGACUUUGGCCUCGCAACCUCAUCUGACCGGUCUGAGGACUACGGAUGCGGCUCCACAUUCUACAUGAGUCCAGAAUGCUUGGACCACUCAGCCCGUAGACCUUUCUACUUUUGCGCCCCCAAUGAUGUCUGGAGUCUCGGAGUCAUCCUGGUCAACCUCACUUGUGGACGCAACCCAUGGAAGCAAGCCUCUUUCGAGGACUCUACCUACCGGGCUUACACCCGGUGCCCGGAGACUCUGAAGAGCAUCCUCCCAGUGUCGGAUGAACUGAACGACAUAUUGGGAAGGAUCUUCGCCCGGAACCCGGACCAGAGGAUCACCCUGUCCGAGUUGAAGGCCAGGAUCCAGACUUGCUCCAGGUUCACCAUCCCGGCGAUGCCUACUUCCGCCUUCUCGACACCCCCGGCUUCGCCCGACCACACCACUGAAUACGUUACUUGCGAGGACACGAUUGUCGAUGACUAUGACAACGCUCUCUCGCCCGCCUCGUCUUCUUCAGACGAAGGUUCUACAUGUUCCUCAGACGACGGCUCACUCACAUCGAGUGGUUCAACUAUUGACGACCUCGACGAGGAGUUCCUCCAGGAACAACAGGAGGCAAUGACAUGCCACGCCCAAGUCUUCGAGCCAGAGGAUUCUCGGACGCCCUUCUUCCCCCCCCAGGAGUUUGUUCCCCAACAGUACACUGGACCUGUUCCGUCACCAGUAGCCGGACACCAGGAACCCCCCCUUCACUCCCACAUGUCCGCACCUGGUCCCAUGCCAGCCCAGGUUCAAAUGCAGGCACCGAGCUGCCCGUCAAAGUCCUUUGUCCAGUUCUGGUGGGGAGACGUGUUGAAGUAUGCACAGCAGGCCCCUGCUAUUCAUCCUCACGUCCCCUUCCACCACCAGGUUCCGAUCUUCUCUCAUCCUCAAGGCUGCUACUAGUUAGCCAUCAUAUCCGUUACGUUCCGCCAGUCUGUUCACAGGAUACCGUCCAUGCGCAUAUCCCGGAUUGCUUCGGCGAAUCAAACCAGCAACGAAAACGCCUAAUCACACCAAACGUUAAACCCAUGGACCGAACGACCCCAUGAGGAUACCUAAUUCCAUUAUGAGAUAUGUGGACCACAUUUUGCAAUUGGAUUACCAGCGUGGAACAGGAUCUGUUCAAAAGCUCAGCGAAAAAAAAAGGUCCGGAACUUUUGCUUUUUUUCAACUUCUCUCUCGCCCGCUCUCUUCUCAGAGGCGUGGUGGCUGUCUGAUUUUACGUCUUGUUCUUUCAUGUCAUUUCAGCGCGGAGUUGGGACUUGGAAAGAUGAUUGGGGAUGGUCUAUUACUACUCUGUUAUGGAUAGCCUAGGGUAGGGGUGGCAUAUCAGGCGCAACGGGAUAAAGAGAUGGGAAACGGGGGGUUCUUGGUUGGAGUUCCUCUUAUUUUCAGGGAGAUUUGGGGCAUUCGAUUCUAAUGCAUCUGGAGCGCAAGCACCCAAGAGGGUCUGCUUUGCAUGGCUUCCUGCUUUGAGUCAUCGGACGACCUCAUCCUGCUUCUGGGUUCUCAGUAGGGGAAUCAAGGCCCCAUUUCACCAGGGCGCUUGAGCGAACAUUGGAGGCAGGCGAAGAUGCUGAAUUCGCGAAGACGAGAGGAAAACAUGGUUUAGACAAUACCAGGGCUAAAGAACCCGAUAUCUCGCCGCGAGUCUGUUC